AGAAGACAGAUGAGGUAGAGCUGAGAUGGGCUGCGGCUCCUCCAAGUCAGCCGUACUACCGCUCACAGACGACGGCGCUCCGCCCUCCUCAGAACACAUCACUAUCUCAUCCCGUACCCCUCAAGGACUUGCGUUUGAAGUGCCGUUACAUGAAGAUAGUUUGAUCAAGAAACACCCGCCCAAGCGUCUGCAGCGACUAGAGGAGCAGCAGGUGUCACCACCCUCACUGAGGGAUCUGCAGGACAGACUGGCCGAGGCUGAGCAGCGCAGGCAGCAGAUUUUGAGCCAACGAGUAGCUUCAGCCCGAGCACGACAGAAAUUAAAAAGAAGCGAUAAUUUGGAGAAUGGAUUGUUGAUCGAGCGCAUGCACCAGGAGCCGACUACAGUGGCUCUGUGAUGGACUCCUGUAAGCAGAGCUCUGGGUUGUGGUGUGGCCCUGACUGUCCUUACAAUGGCAAUUCUCACAGCUUACUUUUACUGCAGUAACAGGGCCUGAAGUCACAGUAAUGUUUUCACAGUAUGAUGGAAAUUAUUUCUUUAGCGAUUCUUCUUUUACUACCGGUAAUUGUACUUCUAGUUUUUCUCCUCAUACCACUAUUGUUUUUUGUGUUACUUUUAAUAAUCUAGUUGGUAUCCGUUGUACCUUUAAUUAUAAGUUAGAUAACAUCGAUGACUAGUCAGUGAAACUAUUGGCGUCAUACCUGACUAGUAGAAUACAAACAGGACAGAAUGUCAGGACAAAAUCAGGAUUAAUUGAACAUACAAAGUUGGUAUAAUGGCAAAUAUACCCUACAGUGCCUUAGAGUGUUAUCUUUAUGCAGUGUGUUAGAUUAGAUCUCUAGAUCUAAGAAUGUACACAUAUAAAAUAUGUUUACAUUAUUGUAGCAACGGAACAGAUACACGAUGUAAAGUGGUCUUAAUAAAUAUAAAAUUCAAGUCUUGCUUUCCAUUCAGUUUUAAAUCAUGAAACUGAACUAAUCGUCACCUAACUUUCAUUGUAACUCUGAAACUAUUCCCAAAUCAGUGGAUGUCUUCUGAGACCUU
Molecule: messenger RNA, 1044 nt
Organism: Homalodisca vitripennis (glassy-winged sharpshooter)
Lineage: Eukaryota; Metazoa; Arthropoda; Insecta; Hemiptera; Cicadellidae
Exons: 4
Coding region: 26-397 (123 amino acids)
Biological process (GO): regulation of microtubule polymerization or depolymerization
Source: RefSeq, a predicted model, not a curated record